ACGACCUGCCUAGUGACACUACCAACAACCUCCAACAGGCGGCGCGAGCCUUGAGUUUAUUGGGAAAGUAAUCCCCGAAGCAUUGCGUACGCUUCUCUUAUCUUACCCACCGCCGGCACAACCUUGCAAUCACGUCACUGCCGAUGUCGGUGUCGUUUCCGGGCGGCGCCCUCUCUUCAUUAACUCGUCCACCUCCACCUGAACUUGGCGUGAGAGGAGUGCCUGCCUGUAUCAACUGCGCUUCUACCACGCAUCACAACGGAACCAGAAUUGAGAAGGGACCAUCACGGCGGUUGUUGAUGUGUGGACAAUCGACGAGGGACUGAACAUGAAAUGACGGGCGGCGCGUCAUCACAGCACAGCGACAGGCACAGCAGCAGUAGGCUGACCAGCGAUCGACACUGAAACUACCGGCUCAGGUAUGAAGUGUUCUUUUUUUCCCCCUUGUUUCGUUUCGUCUCCUUCUGUCCGCGCGAAUUCCCUUUUAGUUUCUACCUGAAUUUUAUGUAUCCAAGCAGAGAAAGAAAAAAAAAGAAAAAAGAAUCAGGUAGAAAUGAAUUGUGGUUUCCCCCAAGCAUGCAGGUCCAGGUUCUCUUCUCCAAAGAUCCCGUGGAGGCCGCUAACCAUUUGGCCUCACUUGGCCUCAAUGGGCCUCACUUACAACCCCUACGCUUGUCUCUCUUUGACGACGACUAAGCCUCAAGCCCCUCCAAAGGAGGCCAAACCAAGGCGUCAGGGUUGGGUUCAAGCCAACGAACUAUUUGGCGCGAGGAAACGGGCCUCACUUCUCAUCACACUUCAUCGCCGUCGUGCGGUGGUUUAAAUGCCCUCUUGCAGACGGUCUCCGCUGCCCAUCUGUCAUUAAGCUCGUCACUCCCUCAGCAUCAUCUCAUUUACACCAUUUGCACUUCACCACUUUCCGUUCUCUCAUUCUUUGAGGAUCCGAGAUGGCGUCCUCCGAUAUCUUGUCUCAGACGCUUCACACCAUCACAAGCGUGAAGCUCAAACAACUGGACAAGCAGAAGGCCUCGUACGAGUCGGGGAAGCGAGCGCUCCUGGACGAUGCGGCAUAUGAGACAGACCACUGCAAGCGCGCAAAGCUUUUGGUCGACGGCUCCGAGAAGCUCCCCGCCAUGAACUCCCUGGACGACAGCUCGCUGGUCUCCGUCGACAACCUCCGGCGCUUCGUGCAGCAGGCCGACUACGACCCGUGUGUCUCGGACGACCUUCUCGACGGCUACGAGAAGGCGAUGCGGAACGAGCUCGAUGUCCAGUCCGCCAGGUACCGCUACGCUGAGCUGUACGGCAAGCUCGUGAACGAAUGGAUCACCGCCGGCAAGGCCGCCGACGAACCGGACGGCUUUGUGCCCGUCGGCAGGGAGGAGAUGCACCGGCAACGGGCGACCUGGGAGCAGUACGUGUUUCGGGCCAAGGAGACAGACAGCAAUGCCAUCAAGAGCUACCUGGGCCAGCUCUUCAUCACAUCGACCAAGGACAUCCACCGCGCGUUCGCCGAGCUGAGGGGCCGCAUCUCCAAGUUCCAGGCAGGCUGGGAUAAGAGGACGCACUUUGACGAGACUUCCCUGAAGAACACGAUUCGGGGCCUGCUGCGGACCGACAUCCUCACGGACCAGAAGAGGACGACGCUCAACGACUUCCUCCGCAACGAUGUCGUCCUGAGCGAGAUCGCCGACGUCCUCAACAUGCGCAUGCAGACCCGCCAGACGUGGGCCUGGGAUGGCGCCACUGUCGUGGAGCAGCGACGCCAGCUCAACGGCCGCUACCGCUUCUACCCGGACGAAGACCUCCUGCAGGCCAUCUUCGUCUACCACGUCGGCAAGCAGUGGGCGGUCGAGAUGCGCGACGUUCUCGUGUCCUUUGUCCAGGCCCCCGGGGUUGACAAGGACGCGACGAAGCGCAUCGGCAAGGAGGAGCUCCGUCGGCUGCGGUUUUUCACUGGGGAAACGACCCCAGUCGAGAGCUCCCGAUCGGUGGUGAACCAACUCUCCGCACACUACAGGAACGAGGUGUUUCUGGACCAGCUGCCCUCGUGUGUGGCGGAGAAGAGGGGGGGUUACGGCUCGGACGGCGAGCGAAAGGCGGACGACACGCGCAAUUCGCACGUGGCCGUAGUGCAGAACCUUCUGCACCUCGUGCAGUCCGAGAUCAUCCUGGCCAAGCGGCUGGGGCACGAUAUCACCGUUAUCCGGUCGGACCUCAAGUGGUUCGGCCCCAGCGUGCCGCACUCGUCCAUCUUCGCGGUGCUUGAGUUCUUCGGCGUCGACGCAGAGUGGAUCGACCUGUUCCGACGGAUCCUCGAGUGUCCGAUGCGCUUCGCCCAGGACGCGCCGGACGCGCCGGCGCAUAUCCGGCGCAGGGGCACGCCCCUGAGCACGCCGCUUGCCGAUUUCGUGGCCGAGACGAUGCUCUUCUGCAUGGACUUCGCCGUCAACCAGCGGGCCGACGGGUGCCGCCUCUACCGGCUGCACGACGACAUGUGGCUCUGGGGCGGGCUCGAGACGUGCGUGCGCGCGUGGGAGACGAUGACCGAGUUCGUGGAGCUCGCAGGUCUCGAGUUCAACGAGGACAAGACGGGUAGCGCCAGGAUCGUGGCAGGCGGCGGCGGCGGCGGCGGCAGCCCAGGGGGGCGUGAGGCGAGCCAGCAACAGCGUUUGCCGCUGCCACCACCGCCGCCCCUGGCCGAGGGCUUGCCCAAGGGGGACGUCGUGUGGGGGUUCCUCAAGCUCGACGCGGCGUCUGGGCGGUUCCUGCUGGACCAGGCCAAGAUUGACGUGCACAUUGAGGAGCUUCGGCUGCAGCUGGGGGCGUGCAGGAGCGUGUUCGACUGGAUCCAGGCGUGGAACAUCUACGGGGCGCGCUUCUUCCGGACCAACUGCGCGCGGGUGGCCAACUGCUUCUCGCGGGCGCACGUGGACAGCAUGCUGGCGACGUUCCACCGCAUCCAGGCCAGGCUGUUUGGCGAGGGCGGGGCGGGCGCGCACCUGAAGCGGCUGAUCGGCGAGCGGUUCGGCAUCGUGGACGUACCGGACGGCUACCUGUAUUUCCCCGUGUCGCUGGGCGGGCUGGGGCUCGAGAACCCGUUCGUGCACCUGUACCUGAUCCGCGACGGCGUCAUGGCAGACCCGAACCGAAUCGUGGAUGAGUUCCUUGCCGAGGAGGCGGCGCAGUACCGACUGCUGAAGGCGGCGUUCGAGAACGCCGAAACCGAUACGGCGACGACGACGACGACGACAAUGCAGCUCGCGCUCCACCACCCGUGGCGGGCGUACGACUACAACGACUUGCGGAACGAGCCAUUCAUGAGCUUCGAUGAGUUCAGCCGGCACCGGCGGCGCACGUCGACGGCGCUGGGCCAGGCGCUCGAAAGGCUGCGGACGAUGCCCAAGGCCAGGACGGUCGGGCUGACGGGCGAGCUGGAGGCGGCGCUCAAGACAACGCCGGCAGGCUGGUACGGCCUCAGCGACUACGAGCGGUGGGUGUGCGCGCUCUACGGCAGGGACAUGAUUGCGCGGUUCGGCAGCCUGACGGUGGUCGACAAGGGCGUGCUGCCGACGGGCCUGCUGGACAUGUUGAGGCAGAGCCGGUUCAAGUGGCGCGGCUGAU
This is a messenger RNA of Colletotrichum destructivum, 3624 nucleotides long. Its product is annotated as Putative EF-Hand 1, calcium-binding protein. Lineage: Eukaryota; Fungi; Ascomycota; Sordariomycetes; Glomerellales; Glomerellaceae. The record is from RefSeq and is a predicted model, not a curated record. The coding region runs from base 948 to 3623 and encodes 891 amino acids. The transcript has a single exon.